AGUUGGAAGUAAAAUCAUUUUCCAGCAAAGAUGUUUAUUUUGUAAAUUGAGAGCUAAGUGUUACCGUACACACAGAAUUAGAGUGGCAACAUCUCUUGGCAUGUCAGUGGUAUACAAAGUGGAGAAAUUAUUUGGAGAACGGUUUUUUAAAACUUAGAUGUAUAUUUUACUUUGAAAAUAGUUUAAUUGAAAAAGAGUUGCUCACUAACACAGUACUUGAAAUAGCUUUUGUUUUUAAAAUACUUCAGUGUUGUGAACAUUGAGGAGAAUUGUUGCAGUGUGGAAUUUUUUUAACAACUGAGACAAAGCAACUUGGUAUGUAAAUAUAUGCAGUGAAAUUAGUACUUUGAAUAAGGGGUGGGAAACAUGUCACUUUGAAGAGCCAAGGAAUUUCGUUUUAAAAAAUAAAUAAAUUAAACUUGUUGUUUUUCUACAAAUUGUGCUCGUCGGGUUUCUAACUGUAUUGUGUCUUUAAGAAGCUAAAAAUUAUGCCUUUCUGUAUUUGGUGUCAGCCCUGGGAGCAAUUUCUGAAACAUCCUAUGUGUAAUCAUUGUACCAGAGGAGUGCUGAGGUGCUGCCUUAGGUAUACUGUGUUCUUGGUCAACUUGUAACAGUCUUUAAAUUGGUAUAAAAGGAAUUUGUGUUUUGUUCAUAUAUUUAAGGUUCUUGUUACCUGGACAUAGUACGCUGACGUUGCAGUGCUGGUAGAACAACUUUUAUCACAUGCUUGGAGAUCUGUGUGACAUGGCAAAUCUUCAGUGUUAAAAAAACUUUAAAGGACUAAGAGUUGUGGGUUUAAGAUUUGCUUAGUGAAGUAUUUUACAUUUUAGAUUCACUGCCUGUGUUGAAAGGAGCUUAUGUAUCAAAGUAGCUCUUUGCUCCUGAAACUUCUGAAAGAUUUUACUAAAAAUUUGUUGUAAAGGUUAAAAGAAAAGAUGAUGGAUAAAGGAGGGGAGAAAUGCACACAAAUACAAUUUGAUGUGUCACAUCAUGUACCAGGACUGCCACCUGCCAGCAAGUAUGUUUGCUUUAGCAGACUUCUUUUACUUUGGAGAGUACAAACAUGGGGUUUGGAGGGAUAACUUUUUUGGUCUCUUACCAAGGCCAAAUGGGCCUUGUUCAUCUUUGCAAGUUCGUUUUGAUGAACAUUUGGUGGGAUGUUACUCUCAAAUGUAGCUUGUUCCCUGCUGUAUCUGAGCCACCUUUCUGGAUAAAAGGUAUAUAGUCUGCAGUUUCUAUGAAAUAGGGGGUAUAGUCCCCUCGAUGUCUUUAUUUGCAUAGCAUUUACUUACAAAUCUUGCUCCAAAAAGAGAUGGGGAAGAUGUAUUGAAACAGACCUUUCUUGAAAAUAAAAAAGCACUUAAUGUCUACUAUCUAACAUGUGUAAAGUUUCUCAGAACUGACAGUAUCAGUCUCUGCUUGUUCCUUAACUUUCUAAUGUAUCAAAUUGUUCCUAGUAAACUAACAAUGCUCGGGUGGGAGUAUUUUUAUUGUAACUUUCUCUCUAGUUUUUCUCUUUAAUUUAUGAUAAAACUUAUGUUGGACCUUUCAUGUUUAAUAUUAAUUAAAAUAACUUCAGGUUUGUUCGUUCUGUUCUGUAAAAAGGUAUCUGAAGAAUUUUUACAAAUUUUAUCUUGGAAAUUAGCUUAUUCAUUAUGUUUAAUUUUAGGAAAUGGUGCUCUUGCAGAACAUUCUGAAAAUGUGCAUAUUUCAGGAGUGUCAACGGCUUGUGGAGAUAUUCCAGAACAAAUUCGAUCACCAAGCGGGACGAUCACAAGUCCAGGGUGGCCCUCUGAGUAUCCUGCCCGAAUUAACUGUAGCUGGUACAUCCAUGCGAACCCAGGGGAGAUCAUUACUAUAAGCUUUCAAGAUUUUGAUGUUCAGGGAUCUCGACGAUGCAGCUCAGAUUGGUUAACAAUUGGAAGCUACAAGAACAUUGAAGGCUACAGAGCAUGUGGCUCUUCCAUUCCCUCACCAUACAUCUCUUCACAGGAUCAUGUUUGGAUAAGGUUUCAUUCAGAUGAUAGCAUCUCCAGAAAAGGCUUCAGAUUAGCCUACUUUGCUGGGAAAUCUGAUGAGCCAAGUUGUGAUUGUGACCAGUUUCAUUGUGCUAAUGGGAAGUGUAUUCCAGAAAGUUGGAAAUGUAACAAUAUGGAUGAAUGUGGAGACAACUCGGAUGAAGAAAUCUGUGCCAAAGUUAAUCCUCCGACAGUUUCUUCCUUUCAGCCUUGUGCAAGCAAUCAGUUCCAGUGUCUUUCCCGCUUUACCAAGCUUUACACUUGCCUUCCAGAAUCUUUAAAAUGUGAUGGUAACAUUGAUUGUCUUGACCUGGGAGAUGAAAUAGACUGUGAUGUGCCAACAUGUGGGCAGUGGUUAAAAUACUUUUAUGGUACUUUCAGUUCUCCCAACUAUCCUGACUUCUAUCCACCUGGCAGCAACUGCACCUGGCUGAUAGACACUGGUGAUCAUCGCAAAGUAAUCUUGCGAUUCACCGAUUUUAAACUUGAUGGUACAGGUUAUGGAGACUAUGUGAAAAUAUAUGAUGGAUUAGAGGAGAAUCCACGGAGGCUGUUGCGUGUACUGACAGCAUUUGACUCUCAUGCUCCCCUCACAGUUGUUUCAUCCUCAGGACAGAUAAGAGUGCAUUUUUGUGCUGACAAAGUGAAUGCUGCAAGAGGGUUCAAUGCAACCUAUCAAGUUGAUGGCUUCUGUUUGCCCUGGGAAAUCCCAUGCGGUGGAAAUUGGGGGUGCUACACAGAGCAGCAGCGCUGCGAUGGCUACUGGCACUGUCCAAAUGGAAGGGAUGAAACCAACUGCACCAUGUGCCAAAGAGAUGAGUUUCCCUGCUCCCGAAAUGGUGUUUGCUACCCUCGUUCAGAUCGCUGCAACUACCAGAACCAUUGCCCUAAUGGUUCAGAUGAAAAGAAUUGUUUCUUCUGUCAGCCAGGCAAUUUUCACUGUAAAAACAACCGCUGUGUGUUUGAGAGCUGGGUUUGUGAUUCUCAAGAUGACUGUGGCGAUGGCAGUGACGAAGAGAAUUGCCCAGUCAUUGUGCCCACUAGAGUGAUAACUGCAGCUGUCAUUGGGAGUCUUAUUUGUGGAUUGCUGCUUGUCAUUGCACUGGGAUGUACUUGCAAAUUGUACUCACUCAGGAUGUUUGAGCGAAGAUCAUUUGAAACUCAUUUGUCAAGGGUUGAGGCUGAACUGUUAAGAAGAGAAGCUCCUCCAUCCUAUGGACAAUUAAUUGCCCAGGGUUUAAUUCCACCAGUUGAAGAUUUCCCUGUUUGUUCCCCAAAUCAGGCUUCAGUUCUUGAAAACCUGAGGCUGGCAGUACGAUCUCAGCUUGGAUUUACCUCAAUCAGACUUCCUAUUGCUGGCAGAUCAAGUAAUAUUUGGAAUCGAAUUUUUAAUUUUGCGAGGUCACGUCAUUCUGGAUCGUUGGCAUUGGUCUCAGCGGAUGGAGAUGAUGUUGCCAGCCAAAGUACUAGUAGAGAAGCUGAAAGAAAUAAUAGUCACAGAGGUUUGUUUUCAGUUGAAUCUGAUGAUACAGACACAGAGAAUGAAAGAAGAGACACAGCAGGAGCAGUUGGUGGUGUUGCUGCCACCUUGCCUCAAAAAGUCCCUCCUGCAACAGCAAUAGAAGCAGCAGUGGGAGCAUGUGGGAAUUCCUCUGCUCAGAGCAGCGGUUGCAGUGGCACGGAUGGUGGAAGAGAAGUGACGAGUGUAGAGCCCCCAAGCACAAGUCCCGCGCGCCACCAGCUCUCGAGCGCACUGAGCCGUAUGACUCAAGGCUUACGCUGGGUACGCUUCACUUUAGGGAGAUCAAGCUCAGUGAAUCAGAACCAAAGUCCUUUGAGACAGCUUGAUAAUGGGGUAAGUGGAAGAGAAGAGGAUGAUGAUGUUGAAAUGUUAAUUCCAGUCUCUGAUGUAGCAUCAGACUUUGACAUGAAUGACUGUUCAAGACCUCUACUUGAUCUCAGCUCAGAUCAAGGACCAGGGCUUAGACAGCCUUACAGUGCAACACAUCACAGUGUAAGGUCGUGCAGUCGAGAUGGCCCCUGUGAGAGCUGUGGCAUCGUACACACUGCCCAGAUACCCGACACUUGCUUAGAGGCAACAGUGAAAAAUGAAACUAGUGACGAUGAGGCAUUAUUACUCUGCUAGGUACGGAUUGUUUAGGAAAGAUUGUGUACAAGUUGGAGCAAUAUCUGUCAUUGUUUUGUACUUCACAGUUAAAAUUAGUUUUUAGUUUUAAAAAAUCCAGGACAACAUUAUGUUAAUGCUAUUUUAGCCUGUGUGGUUGAUUAAACUUGUUAUACUGGAUGACAUUAUGGAACUAUAAGAGUGAACAUUUUAAUGGCUCUGAAUACACAAUGUGUGUAUCCAGUAUAAUCGGAUUACUCUUUAAACUGAAGUUUUCCCCAUUAGUUUCAAAUUUAGUUUAUCCUGGUACUCUAGUUCAAACCUGAAACAUGGCUGCUCAAGACUUAUUGGCUGCCUGUUUAACCCCAUAUUAACAGGUGAAUUUGUACAGAAUUAUUUUCCUUUAGGAAUUGACUCUGUUGUAUUAUUGCCAACAUACUUGUAACUUAAUAUACUAAAUACUGGUAAGGAUUGUUAAUGUAAAAUAUGUACUUUUCUUUGAGUUUAUUCAACACUUUGUCUAAAUAUUCUUGAAAUUUCAUCAUAAUGUGAACUUCCUUAAAGGGAGGAGGAACGUUCUCCAGGAGCAUUGUUUUUCUUUCAGAAGUACAAAAUGCAAUGAUACAUGAAAUUUAGGCAUAAUAGAUAAACUGAUAAAGCUUUUUUAGCACUGACUUUCCUAAACUGCAAUCUACUAUGGUACAAGCCAAAUAGUAUGUAAAAUCCCCAGUCAUUAAUCUUUUUGAUUUGAAGUAAAAAAGGGCCGAAGAUAUUACAAUAUGUGUUAGUUCUUUAAACAUCCGAUAUGUACAAAUACACUACAGAAUAAGUUCCAACUGGUAAUAGAUCUUUCCCUAAUACUGUAGGGUUUAAAGCUUGUUUUGGACUCAAGGGAUUUGCACUAAAAUCAUAUUAAGGUCUCUAAUGAGCUUAGUGCACAAGCACUAUCACUUUAAGUACUAUUAUUGUCUAAUAUUGCAAUGGCUAUAUAUUUCCAUGGCUCUUUUCUUGGGGUGUUGCGUUUUUGUUGCAAUUGAAUUUGCUUUACUAAUUCCCUAUUUAUUCAUUGUAUUUAAAAACUGGUUUACUCAGUCACAGACUGGUUGUUUAAAAGAAACCAAAAGAAAACCCUUUUAGUGUAUUUUUUUUAUGAUAUUACAUGUUGGAGCAAAACAGAUCAGUGAGAAAAAAAGCUCAUAACUUCCAAUUUUGUGAUAAGCAGGUUAAUUUGUGGCUACUAGUGUGACAACAAGAAAUUACACCUUUUAAAAACAAAACUGUCAACUACUGUUUUAUUUAUUCUUUGCCAGUCUGUUUUUAGUAGGCUUAAAGAUCCAGUAUGAAAUGUAUUUGUGUGUGAUUGUAUGCUAUUUAUUAAAUUUUAAAUACUUUGUUGAAUGUCAUUUUAAAGCAUGUUUAAAGUCUUGUGCAUUUCUGUCGUGUUAUGCUGUCGGGCAGAACUGACUAAAAUUUUAAUAUGUAUCAAAAUUAAAUUGACUUUUUGUUAUGUUUUUGAGGUACUUUUAAAAAUAAAUCCAAGGUCUGUCUGGCUUUUUAUUUUUUUUAAAUACUCAUCUCUGAAGUACAAAUCACAUGCAGAAGAAACAAACAAUUGAAUGGAUUCCAAAGUGUAUAUAUCUUCUCCCUCUUCUCUUCAUUCACUGACACUGGGAUGAGAAAAAUAAAUAAUUUUACCAUCUGGUUGAUUUUUUUCAUGAGAGUUAGCAGGUAAAUUCUGAGUUCAGGAUGCAAAAAUGUAGAUUUGUGCUUUUGAGGAACCUUAUGUGCAAUACAGUUGUAAAAGAUUUUAUUAUAACCCAUGCGGUUUCAAGUUUCAGAACAGAUCACAUCACACUGGUACCAGAUCAGGUACAAGUUGGCCCAUAAUUACACAUACUCAAGUAAAAGUCAUCAAUGGCCAUUUUUAUUCACAUUGAAUAAUAUCUAAAUCUGUGGGUAAUCUUUAGUCUGAUUUCAGUAGCAUUGCUUAUAGAGCAGGCAGCUUUGCAAUAGGAACAUGGUAACACACCCUGAAGUAUAUGUGAACAGUAUGUCCUGGUAUAAAAUACUGGGUUUUUAAACCUUCCUAAUAAAUUGUCAUUAAAAAGUGGUUGUAGAAAUGCUUGUCCCUGAGGCAAAUAAAUUUUAAAGGAAGAGUCUUCACAGAAUACCUUCGGUGUUUAACACAUAUAAUGACCUAAAUUUGUUCCAUUAGAUGCCCCAAAUAGCAUGUACCUAUGGACUCCAUAUUGCAGAUGUAAAAAGAAUACGAUGUUUAAUUUGUUUUAAAGGACAAAUGCUACACAUUUAACUGAGAAGUUGGAUUUGAUUGAUGAUUUGGAAAAUUGUAAAUAAAAUUCAUAUUUGUAUGAGGUGAA
This is a messenger RNA of Sturnus vulgaris (Common starling), 6521 nucleotides long. The record is from RefSeq and is a predicted model, not a curated record. NCBI's taxonomy places the organism in Eukaryota, Metazoa, Chordata, Aves, Passeriformes, Sturnidae.